Messenger RNA from Didymodactylos carnosus, 1164 nucleotides. Lineage: Eukaryota; Metazoa; Rotifera; Eurotatoria; Philodinida; Philodinidae. The record is from the annotation of a GenBank genome assembly.
AUGAUGGGGAAAACGAGGCAUUAUUAUCUGUUAUUGAACGAGAAAAAAAAUGAACAGUCUAAUGUAGACACACACCAACAAUGUCAACAAGAUCUAAAUGAAUAUCAGACGUUAACAACUGGAGAUAAACUGACUCUAACUGUUAAAAGCGUACCAGUAGACAACAAUACAGGACAAGAGCGAGAUAAAAUAACGAAUCAAAAGGUGAAAGCGAUUAGCGGGAAAAGUGGUGAAAUAAAAUACACGGACACAUAUUCCGACGAUAUGGAAAGUGAAGUGGAUAGCCGUCAGCAGGAAAUAUUGAUUAUUGCUGGACGUUUUCCACUCACAAAACGGAUCGGUGGAGGGUCAUUUGGUGAAAUAUAUUUAGCACAAGAUAUGUUACGAAAUAUGGCAGUUGCAGUUAAAACUGAACGAUAUGAUUGCAUUGUACCACAACUGCCGAUAGAAAAAGUAGUUUUUGAAAGGAUGAAAGAUUCGCAUGGAUUUCCAAAUAUGACUUAUUAUGGUCAAGAGAAACGAUAUUAUGUUCUUGUCAUGGAUCUCCUCGGUCCCAGUCUGGAGGAUUUAUUUAAUUUUUGUGAUAGAUCAUUUACUGAGCAUACCGCUGCAAUGGUAACGGAUCAAGCCAUUACACGGACGGAACAAAUGCAUGAUCGAUCAUUAUUGCAUCGAGACAUAAAACCCGAUAAUUUUCUCAUGGGAAUAGGUUCGAAAGCGAACAUAUUGUAUUUUAUUGAUUUUGGUUUAGCGAAAGAGUAUCGGGAUGUUGUGACGUACGUUCAUCGAGCUUUAAUUAUGGGAAAAUCGCUUACAGGCACAGCUAGAUAUGCAAGUAUUCACACACAUCGCGGAUUCGAACAGAGUCGACGAGAUGAUUUGGAAUCUGUGGUUUACAGUUUAAUCUACUUUUUACGUGGUAGUUUACCAUGGCAAGGCUUGAAAGCGAAAACAAAAUAUCAAAAAUAUGAGAAAAUUGCCGAGUUGAAACAAUCGAUUGAUGUUGAUGAGUUGUGCUAUGGUUUUUCUCAACAAGUAGUAACAUUAACAGCAUAUGUACGAUCACUGAGUUAUGACGAACGCCCCGAUUAUGAUUAUUGUAAACGAUUAAUGAGAUGCAUCGCGGUGCAGAACGGACAACAAUAUGAUUACAAGUUUGACUGA